GAGCAGUUUGUUUCUUUGUGAACUUUUGGUUAUUGAAAAUAAUUUUUGUCUGGCUUGGUCUUCACAAAUUAUUUGUAUUUGUGAAGCGAAGACAUCUAUUUUAUUAUUGAAUUAAUUGCGUGACAAAGUAAUCUUGCCAUCAUGGCGGUUAUGGCAGCAGCGCAGUUGCUGGAUGAGCUCAUGGGGAGACAUCGCAACACAAACCCGAAUGAAAAGAUCAAGAAACCCAACUGGGAAGAUCCUGAGUACUGCAAAUACUACAUGGUGAAGUUCUGCCCGCACGACCUGUUCGUGAACACGCGCGCGGACCUGGGCGCGUGCCCCAAGGUGCACGACGACGAGGUCAAGGAACUCUUUGAGAAGGCCGAGAGCUCCUACAAGAAGUCUCAGUAUGUGGAAGAGUUCCUGCGGUUCUGCCGCCACAUGAUCAACGAUGUUGAGCGAAAAAUACAAAAAGGCAAGCAGCGGUUAGAGUUGAUGAAUUCUAAGCCUGAAGGACCUCCAAUGACUCAAGCUCAGACCGAAAAGAACCAAGAACAGGUGAAACUGCUAUCAGAGAAGGUGACCUCCCUAAUGCGCGACGCAGAGGAGGCGGGCACGCGCGGGGACAUCGAGCAGGCGCAGGGGCUCAUGAAGCUGUGCGACCGCCUCAAGGAGGAGAAGGACUCCCUCAUCAAGCAGCAGGAGAACAGCCACUGGUCGAUGACGGCGGAGAUGGCGGCGGCGCAGGAGAAGCAGAUGGAGGUGUGCCCCGUGUGCGGCGCCUUCCUCAUCGUGGGCGACGCGCAGCAGCGCAUCGACGACCACCUGUCCGGCAAGCAGCACGUCGGCUACUUCAAGCUCCGCCAAGCCUACGAAGCCAUGGUGCAGAUGCUCGAGAAAGAGACGCAAGAGAAGGAGCGGCGGCGGCGCGAGGAGCGCGAGCGAGAGAGAGGCGCGCGCGGCGGCGGGCUCGGCUCCGGCCUCGGGAGGGAGCGGGACAGGGAGCGCGACGACAAGGACGGAAGGAAAGAUAAGGAUAGAGAGCGCAGUCGCCGCGACGACAAGGGGCGACACGACGACCGCGACAAGGAGCGCGAGCGCGACCGCGAGCGGCGACACCGCAAGGACCGACGUUCUUCCCACGAGCGUUCGUCCCGCCGGCGCUCCCGCGAACGCCACUAGCACUCUGAGGUAUCACAUGCACCGCACCCGUUGGCAGCGUCGCGUCGCCAUAAAGAGGUACCUUUCACUUUAAGAACUCAGAAGAAGGCAGACGCAAGCGAAGCCGCCAGACUCGACCCCCAACGGCAUUGAGGUGACUUAGAAUAAUAAUUUACAAUCUGUGAAACUUGAUUAUAAUAAAUGUUAGCUCGUUAAUCCCAAUUAGACUUAAAUAUGCAUGUAGAUUGCACCAAAAUGGACCUGUUCUUAUUUUCGCUUAAAUGGUAAAUGUUUGUAUACAUCUAGCUACCUCUUGAAUAUUGUUUGAAGCCGACACUGUUAGUAUUGUACCGAGAAUCCAUCGCGGAGUGAUUCAGGUAUUUAUCCAAGUUAUUUCUUAAUUUUUAAUGUAAAUGAUGUCACGUGAGAAUAAUGUUAGUAUGAAUUGCAUACGUACGUGUGAACCUGUAGGCGACUAGGCGAUACAUUGAGAAGAAUAAACUAUUCGUUUUUAAUUA
Molecule: messenger RNA, 1661 nt
Organism: Plutella xylostella (diamondback moth)
Lineage: Eukaryota; Metazoa; Arthropoda; Insecta; Lepidoptera; Plutellidae
Product: luc7-like protein 3
Biological process (GO): mRNA splice site recognition
Cellular component (GO): U1 snRNP
Molecular function (GO): mRNA binding
Source: RefSeq, a predicted model, not a curated record